AUGGCUGAGAAUUCUCUUAGAACUCUCUGUCUCGGAUACAAAAGAUUGACUGCUCAUGAUGAUCUUGAAGCCAAGGAUUCUAAAGGAGUAUUUGAAUGCGAAAAAGAGGGCAUUAUUCUUGUAGCCAUCAUCGGUGUUAGAGAUAUCCCCAGAAAAGAAGUCCCUGAAGCUAUCAGACAAUGUCAUAAGGCUGGAAUCACAGUAAGAAUGGUUACAGGAGACAACAUCAUUACUGCUAAAGCAAUUGCCAAGGAUAUUGGUAUCACUCAGGAAGGAAAAGACUAUAUCGCUCUUGAAGGACCUGAUUUCAGUAAGCUUGUUGGAGGUGUUGUUUGCAAGAAAUGCAGAACUGCGGUCUGUGACUGUCCUACUGACUAUAAGAAGGCUCAACCUGAGGACAAAUACUGCUUGGUGACGGCUCUGAAAGAAAGAGGAAAUAUCGUCGCUGUCACAGGAGAUGGUACCAACGAUGCUCCUGCCCUCAAAAAAGCUGAUGUUGGGUUCGCUAUGGGUCAAUGUGGCACUGAAGUCGCAAGAGAUGCAGCUGCUAUCAUCCUCAUCGACGAUAACUUCAGCUCUAUUGUUAAGGCGGUCCUUUGGGGAAGAAACAUCUACGACUCUAUCAGAAAGUUCGUUCAAUUCCAGUUAACUGUCAAUGUGGUUGCAGUGGCUACCACUUUCGAUUCUUACGACUCUACCAUCUUUGCAACUAAGCCAGGAUACAAGUGGCUCAAUGGAGUUGUUGGGGGAACUGUUAGAAGUGGAAGAUUCUAUACAGUUACAGGCGCUGAAGACUAUGUUUCUAUCUAUAAUGAAACCAUGAUCUACUCAAGACACUUCACCUUUAUCUUCAACACCUUUGUGCUCCUUCAAAUCUUCAAUUUCCUCAACUCAAGAAAGCUCCACGAAGAGAUCCUUUUGGUCACCUUUUCUGGAAGCGCUUUUGGAGUCUAUGAUAAUUAUGGACUCACUGUUCAGCAAUGGCUUAUCACAGCUGAUGAUGAUCUUGAGGAACUCGUUGUUGGUGCAGUGCUGAGCCAUGUACUCGUAUAG
Messenger RNA from Nymphaea colorata (pocket water lily), 1053 nucleotides. RefSeq lists its product as uncharacterized. NCBI's taxonomy places the organism in Eukaryota, Viridiplantae, Streptophyta, Magnoliopsida, Nymphaeales, Nymphaeaceae. The coding region runs from base 1 to 1053 and encodes 350 amino acids. Gene Ontology annotation, molecular function: P-type calcium transporter activity; ATP hydrolysis activity; ATP binding. The transcript is spliced from 5 exons. The record is from RefSeq and is a predicted model, not a curated record. Gene Ontology annotation, cellular component: membrane; intracellular membrane-bounded organelle.